AACCGUCAUGAAUAUGGUCACUAUAUUAGUGCUGACAAGGCCAACGAUGAUCUCACCGGUGAAUGUUUUGCUGUGUUCAGUGGCCAUAUGCGAUGUGGUCGUUAUGACUUCAUAUCUGGUCUUCAUUUGGCAUUUUUUGAUUGAGGCUGCGGAUCGUUGUGAACAACGUGAUUACAGCUACGCAUGGGCUGCCUUCACGCUCUUUCAUGCACAUGCCUCCGUUAUCUUCCAUUCAACCAGCAUAUGGCUCACCGUUAGUUUCGUUUCUCGUUUCUUCGAUUCCUCAACUCGAAUCUCUUCACGUUUUUUUUUCAGUUCAUCAACGAUUAAUGAUAAGUCAGGUUCUCCGGGGUGGAUGCAACUUAUUUGCAUGAUUACGCCUUGA
Anisakis simplex (herring worm) is the source of this 385-nucleotide messenger RNA. Lineage: Eukaryota; Metazoa; Nematoda; Chromadorea; Rhabditida; Anisakidae. The record is from the annotation of a GenBank genome assembly.